Messenger RNA from Stylophora pistillata, 874 nucleotides. RefSeq lists its product as uncharacterized. Lineage: Eukaryota; Metazoa; Cnidaria; Anthozoa; Scleractinia; Pocilloporidae. The record is from RefSeq and is a predicted model, not a curated record.
UAUGAUGGUGGUAAACCGGUCUGGAGCAAGCCUGCAGUCGUUUAUGCCAGCGGUUCUGUGGCGUCCAUUGGUGUGAUUAUUUUAGGACUCCCAUACUACACAGCAAUGGAACCGAGAAGCUACAGUGGAGACCGUUUAUGGAGCCAACGGUUUUUAGGAUACAUCAAGAACGACAACCGAGUAAUUUAUUAUUGUUCGAAACUUGCGCAACGGAAAGGCUAUGAUCACUUCGUUAAGAGCGUCGACAAGUGCUUCUCGUCGUAUGCGAUGCCUGGAAAUGUAUGGAAAGUGCCUGAUGAUUUUAAGGAUUAUUCCCCAACCAAUCAUCGAGAAUUCGUUAAACCAUUUUUCAUCAGGGCUAUGAGAAAAUUUCAAAGCUACAGGAUCAAGUGGUCCAAAUUUGAUUCAGAUCGAUUAAAGUGGAUUAAGAUAUUCGAUUACUUCGUUACCGACCCGAAUCGGCAAACGUCACUGCUAUACACGAUGAAGAGCGAACAAGACAACGACAUUUUCGCGGAUGGGCGCCGAUUCCGAGCCCGUGAAAGAUUUCGGUCCUACGACAAAGCCUACUAUGGAGAUGAUUUUACCGGAAGUCACGUGUUAGAGAUUGAAAGAUGGUCACCCGUUGACACUGGGACAUACAAGAUUGAAGUGCUCGUUCCCAGUAGAGGUGUAGGGAACCAAGCCGUUAUAGAACUGCGUCAUGAAGAUGUGCCCGAAAUCACUUGGGUAACACCUUCUCCUCAUGUAGCAGUAAAAGACAUCAGCGAUAUUCUAGAAGUAAAAAUCGAUAAUGAAAAGACGCUUAUUACUGUCGAAUGGUAUCACAAUGGAACUCAAAUAGAAAGGAAAACGGAGGGAUUCACUUUCCCUG